This is a messenger RNA of Lobosporangium transversale, 882 nucleotides long. RefSeq lists its product as hypothetical. Bases 1 to 882 code for a protein of 293 amino acids. The transcript is spliced from 4 exons. Lineage: Eukaryota; Fungi; Mortierellomycota; Mortierellomycetes; Mortierellales; Mortierellaceae. The record is from RefSeq and is a predicted model, not a curated record.
AUGCGUAAUGGACUUUUGAACGGUAACUCUGGUAGAGGUAUGACAGGCUACCAAAGGGCCUUGGGCAUUUUGGGGCAAAGUCAAAAAGCAAUCACCAAUGUUGGGGAAGAAAUAUCUGUGCUGGCACUAAGAUCGACAGCCAGGUCAGAUACAACUCGUCAGCAGGGAUCAAGAACGGGUGCCAUGCAGGUGGCCCCCAGUAAGGAUAGCUCACUAACAAUAGCAACGACGACCGCUGACAUUGUCAGGGCCCACACUGCGCUCAGCAGUGUUCGAGAGGCAUUGCAGUCGUUUGAGACGUCCAUCUCCAUGCUUAAGCAAAGUCGCAACCAACAACUCCGAGCAAAGCGAGCAGGACCUAAGCUGUGUGCAGCUGAACGAGGGUACGUACAGGGACAUGAUCUCAAGGCUUGUCGGGCGCAGACGUCGGCAGGAUUGGGGUAUCUGCCAUCCGCAAGUACUGUACAAGCAGGUACAUCUGCGUCAUUCAGUGGUGCCUUGCCAGUGGCAGUCGUGACGAUUGCAGCACCCGUUGCACGGCCAGUGAUAUCGCCUGCCGAUGGCUGGUGUACUCGGUGCAAUCGCCAUCACAUUACGAACCUGAAGUACGAGAUUCAUACACGUGAGCUAGUGUCCAAAGUCUCGACCGAGAGUUCAGUCUGUGCUUCUGAUCGGGGAAGCCGAUACAAGUGUCGGGAAUCGUAUGCUGUUGAGUCUCGAGAAACUCAUGCGGGUGCUGCGAUAGCAAUAGCAGGUGCAUCGGUAUUGCUCAGCAACGAAAGACAGACGCCACCUUUCUUCUCUCGUCAAGUGAAUCCAUCCCAGAUCAAUACCACGGCAGCGACGACAGCAACCAUCACUACUACAUACACCAAUAAAUAA